AUGACUUCCCCCUUCCGACAGUGGUCACCGAAGAAUCUGGAGUCCCUUCAGGAAUGGAUUACUCCAAAGGCACGAGGCAGCAAGUACCGCCAAGAUAUCGAAUUCGCCCACGUUGAGAUAGACAUCGAUCAACCAUCUGACCAGUCCAUCUGGGAAACCGUCCUCGAUUCGGCGUGCCGAGACAGCGAUACCCGCACGCGUGUUUGGGUCGUCGGACCAGAUACACAGACCGAUAUCGCCACACUAGCAUGGCAUCAAGUCAACUCACGCAAGGAGGGCAUUAAUAUCAACACGGCCACAUACCAAGAGUUCUCCGCAUUCCUCCAUGACAGCCGUAAUUCUCAAGGCCUCGGAUUCUAUGUGAUCAUCUACAUCGAUCCCCUGAUGAGCGCAGAAUGCGCCCUGGCAAUGCUGGGUACCGUGCACUGGGCGACUGUCAUCAGUGACGCCGUUCCCGUCCGAAUCCUCAGCAUCUCCAACGCACCUCACCCAGAAUCGCUCAGCCGGCUUACAGAUGAGGACAAGAUCAAGACCAUAGAGCGCGAUCUUGAGAAGGAGGAAACGGAGCAACAGAUCAUUGUCUGCUACUCUCCUUGGGACUGGACUCGAAACCUACCCAGAAAGAACAACCAGGGAUUUAUCUUAAAAACGGCUCAAGACGACUCGGUCGAGGAUCGAUUGAAGCACUUCGACAGGGUGCCAGCCAGAGACAUUCUGAACAACGAGCCGAAGCAAGUACAACUCGAGAAGAAAGACUACGAUGUGGUCGCCAAGAACGAAGGUUGCAUAAUGCUUCAACUUCCCCCGGGCUACCGACAUCCCUCCCCUUUGGCCGGAUUCGAAGUAAUUCAUCUUUGCCUCAGUACAUCUCGCGAGCAGACCAUUUUCGAUCCAUAUACAGAGCAAAUGGCACGAUUGCGACUCCUGACGUCGGAAGAAGAGCGGCAAGAGCAGGUUGCGAUGACCUUCCGCACAAGCCGCGCUCGUCGUCCACGAGUCAUGCUGUACUGCGAUCAGGGAACCAUCGAUCACUUUGUGGAGUUCGGGGCCUCCGAGAGGCGGCUUAGAAUCUGUAAUGAUCAUACCCCCGGCUUUAUUCUGGCCCUUGUCUGCCUUAAGGACUGGGAACUUGACAUCGAAAAAAUACUUUCGUGUUUCUUUUCAGAAGACCAACAACAGUCCAUCCUGACUCUUUUCCGGUGUAGGCUAGGUACACAACGUAUCAUACGCGAGGCUAUCUCUGAGGCAGAAGAGAGACUGAGCUUCCUUGGAACGAGAUUCCAUGGAAAAGCAUCUCUUCUCCUGAAGCUCCUGCCCAUCGUUGACUUCGAUUACCGACUUGCUGUCUUCAUCGCCCACCCAACGCAAUCUACAAAGGUCUUCAAAGUCAAGCUGCAAUUGGCCGCCAUCCUGGUCACCGGGAUUGAAAAGCUAUUCACGUUUGCUCGUCGAGGAAGCAUGCCAUAUGAGGAGUAUAAAAAAUCACUUAUUCUCGCUUGUCAAGGCUGGACCUCUCUGCUUGCUCGCACGGGCGGCAGUAUUUGGCUCGCUGUGGGCUUAUGGAAAAGUGGCGCCGCAGGCGUGGAGGACCGUGAUGUUGCUGAGUUGAGCGACGUCAAAAUACAUGGCGCUCCGGUCACGAUGAACAUGGCCGCGUUUCAUGCUGUGCAGCGGACACUCAAUUCAUUGACGAACGCCUGUGCCCUAUCAUACAUCCCCGUCCUUCCUGACUCACUGCCUGAGAAUGACGUGCUCAGUGACUCAGAGUCCGACGAGAUCCAGGGACAUCUAGCUUGGGCCUACCUCUGGCAAGUAGUGCAAACGGAGAGACUCCCUGACGGCAAGAUAGUUCACCGACUGCUCAACGGGAUCCACAACAACUACACCCUCACUCUACCCGCUUGGGCUUUCGAUGAAAGCGAUGUAGACUGUUUGCUUGGUGGCGAUGUUCCUUACUACAACGACGGAUCGCACGACAACAGCAUCUUUGGUAUCUUUCACGGAAUGUCACGGGAGUUUGAAAUUUCGAACUUUUAUUUGGACGACUGGACCUACAUUUCUGGUGACAUAUUUCGCAAUGCUCAUUUCGACAGCGACUUUUGGGACCUCAAGGACGGUUCGAGCUUCUGUCCUCGCGACCCUGAAUAA
Messenger RNA from Fusarium proliferatum ET1, 2148 nucleotides. RefSeq lists its product as uncharacterized. The transcript is spliced from 3 exons. The coding region runs from base 1 to 2148 and encodes 715 amino acids. Lineage: Eukaryota; Fungi; Ascomycota; Sordariomycetes; Hypocreales; Nectriaceae. The record is from RefSeq and is a predicted model, not a curated record.